UCAUUGUUGACACAUCAUUCUCAAAUCAAAACUAUGAGUUAUCGAUCCACCCUAUUGUGCUUGAAAUGGCCGACGUUUAGGGGGAGUGUCUUGCGGAAGUUAAGUUUUUGAGCUUUUUAUACGUAAUUAAGUAGUCGGGCCUCCCGUGGGGCUGUAUACAUUCCAUUGAGCAGCCAGUGAACAAAGAAGGUGGAUCACCAUGGCAUGGAGGUUUAAGGCUUCUAAGUACAAAAAUGCGGCGCCGAUUGUGCCGAAGCCCGAGGCGUGCGUGCGGGAUGUGUGUGUCGGGUCGUACCAGACGUACGGUAACAAUAUCUGUGCGUCAGCUUCGUUCAUGGCUUUCAAUUGGGAGCAUGUAGGGAGCAGUAUGGCGGUGCUGCCGCUGGACGACUGCGGCAGGAAGAGCAAGACCAUGCCGUUGCUGCACGCGCAUUCUGACACCAUCACAUCAUCUGAGUUCUCGCCGUUCCAUGACGGUCUACUGAUGACCGGCUCACAAGACGCUUUGGUAAAAAUCUGGCACAUUCCACCUGAAGGCUUAAAAGAGUCCCUGUCUACUCCGGAGUGCACAUUGUCACAGAAGCAGAGGCGUGUGGACAACGUUGGCUUCCACCCGGUGGCCGACGGACUGAUCCAUGUGGCUUCCGGACACCAGCUAGCUCUGUGGGACCUCACAAAGCAGGAGGAAGCUUACGUAAACCGCGACCACACGGACGUGAUCCAGUCCGUUUCAUGGAAGAAGGACGGGCGGCUGCUGGCGAGCUCGAGCAAGGACAAGCGCGUGCGCGUGCUGGACCCGCGCGCGCCCGCCGCCGCCGCCGCCGCCGCCAGCCACCGCGGCGCCCGGGACAGCCGCGUCGUGUGGGCCGGCCCCGACAACAUACUUACUACUGGUUUCGACUCAGCCCGCCUCCGUCAGAUCAUGAUCCGAGACAUCCGCAACUUCAACACGCCGAUCAAGACGCUGGAACUAGACUGCUCCACCGGAGUAUUGAUGCCGUUGUAUGACGCUGACACCAACAUGUUGUUCCUAGUGGGCAAGGGAGAUACGACGAUCCUGUAUAUGGAGGUGAUAGAUAGGGAACCGUUCCUGAUUGAGGGGCUGAGGCAUACUGGCGAGCAGAGCAAAGGAGCGUGUCUAGUGCCGAAGCGCGCGCUGCGAGUGAUGGAGGGCGAGGUGAACCGAGUGCUGCAGCUGACGAGCUCGUCCGUCAUACCCGUCACGUACCAGGUGCCCAGAAAGAGCUACCGUGACUACCACGCAGACUUAUACCCAGACACGGCCGGACCGGUCACCUACCUGUCAGCGCCGAUGUGGCUAGACAACAUGGACCACGCCGUGCCCACCAUCUCUCUGGACCCGGCCGCCGCCAGCUGUGCGCAGGUCCACCGCGGCAACCUAGACGACCUAGUGAAAGCGAUCCUAGCCAUGCCCGUGCCAAAGAAACAAGACUCAAAGAAACCCGAACCGAAAGCAGAAGAACCGAAACCCGCUCCCAAAACACCCCAACCCGAAGAAAAAGACAAAGAAGAGGAAGACCGUAUUGACUUUGUCAACGUUAAAGACCUAAUCAAGGGCAUGGAGCAAAAAAAAGAGCCAGCCGUCUCACCGAUGAAGACAGAAACAAACGGUUUCCACAAAGACAAUGGUCACUCAAAGUCUGAAGAAGAUUGUGAGACAGACGGCGAAAAGUCACUCGAGAAGACAGACAGUACCGAGUCAGAAUCACCUUCAUCCCACAGCAAUGGCUUGUCCAAUGGCGUGCCUCUGCAGGCCCCGAAGCCUCUGCCCAGGUCUUCCAUCUCGGAGGGUGGGUCUGGUGAGGAGCAGGAGGUCCCGAAGCCCAAGCCGAGGACGACCGCAGCGGGGCAUGGAGGUUAUAAGCCGCGUCUCGGUCCCAAGCCGUUCUCGGCUUCAACCGGCAGCGAAGAGUUUUCCUUCGAUAAAGUGUUCUCCGUGCCCGCCGCCCCCGGCGACCAGAAGAACCAGUCAGCCGUCUCCACGCCCGUCACGUCGACGCCCAAAGCCGAGUCGGAGGAGAAGGAGAAGUCACUGUCUCCGACUAGUGAUGUGGAGACUACCACUAAUAAAGAGGAGUACACAAACGGCAAGUCGGACACGAGUGUGGAAGAGGAAGUGUCCUCAGACUCCGGCUACAGACCGAAAACACCCGGCACGGCCGAGCGACGCAAGCUGUUCGAGAAUACUACUACUACUGUUACUGACGGUGCGAACCAGUCGAUAGCGGACCGUCGUCGCGCGUAUGAAAUGCGCUCAGUGAGCGUCGCCGUCGAGUCCGACACGCCCGCCUCGCCCGCUCCACUGCGUCGUCGCGACUCUCUCAAGUCGCGCAAGUCGCCGGAGCGCGAAGACAAGCGCGCCUCCGUGCCCAAUGUCACCACCAAACGAACCUCUACUGUGUUCGGAAGGGUAUCCAAGUUCCGUCACCUGAAGGGCACUCCGGGACACAAGUCUACACAUAUCGAAAACAUCAAGAACAUUUCCAGACAGAUUUCUGGAGAGUGCAACGGGUUCUAUGCGAACGGCUACUUCGCCACCGUCCCCAUAGCCGGCGGCGGGGGCCGUCUGGCCGUCAUCCCUUUACCCGUGGGGGCGACCCCCGUCUCCUACGCGACCCCCGCCACGGGGGGCGCGCCCCCGCCGCCCCCGCUGCUGUUGCACCCGGCGGCCUUACAGCAUUGGGCCUUGGAUCCGUUCUGUCCGCACAGGCUGAUGGUGGCCUGCGAUGACGGAUCGCUGAACCAGUGGACCAUUCCUGAGGGCGGUCUAAAAGAGUCCACCAACCAGCCAGAGCGAACGUUCGCGGCGCACCCGGACAAGAUCUACCUGAUCCUGUUCCACGGGACCGCGCGCGACGUGCUCGCGAGCGCCGCGCACGACCUCUCCGUCAAGAUAUGGGACCUCAGCGAGGACACGCCCACACCCAAUAUUGUACUUAAAGGGCACACGGAUCAGAUAUUCGCGAUGGACUGGUCGGUAAGCGGGGAGUACCUGGCUACGCUCUGCAAGGAUGGAAACAUAAGAAUCUACAACCCGCGCGCCUCACCCGAUCCCAUCCGGUCCGGCCCGGGCCCGGCCGGCAGCCGCGGCGGCCGCGUCGUGUGGGCGCUUCAUGAUACGCACCUCGUUGUGACUGGUUUCGACAAAGUGUCGGAGCGCCAGAUCCUCCUCUACUCGGCGAGCUCGCUGGCGGCGCCGCUGUGCACGGUGGGGCUGGACGUGUCGCCGGCGAUCCUGCAGCUGCACAUCGACCACGACUCGCGCACGCUGUUCCUCACCGGCCGGGGCGACUCAACAAUCUACUGCUACGAGGUGACCUGCGAAGCCCCCUACUUAUGCCCUCUCUCCCAUCACCGCUGCGCUCGCUUGCACCAGGGCUUGAGCUUCCUUCAGAAGAACCAUGUAGCCGUGGAGAAAGUGGAGUUUGCGAGAGCAUUACGUCUGACUAAUGGAUGCAUUGAGCCGCUGUCGUUCACGGUGCCUCGGAUCAAGAGCGAGUUGUUCCAAGACGACCUGUUCCCGCCGACCCUAGUCACUUGGGAGCCGUGGCAGGAGGCCAAGGCGUGGUUCGCGUCGGCGCCCGUGUCGCCGCGCCUGCACAGCCUGCAGCCGCCCGGGAUGGAGUCGCUGUCGGCCCAUUCCCUCCCGUCACCGCAACCCAAAGAAGCGAAGGAGAAAGAGCGCGCGGUCCAGAAGCCCAAGCCCGACCUCAUCAAGUCACACGUGCCCUACGAUCCGAAGGACAAACAGGAUAGCAUAAUGAAAUCGAUGAGCGCCAAAGUGCAAGUGAACUUGAAGCUAGAGCAGGACAACAUGGAGGGAGUCGACGAGACAGAGUGGGAGCAGUAAUCAGCGUGAACUAGUCCUAAUUUAUACACUGCGUACGCCCCAAAAUCGCUUACCACGAUCUGUAGGUUGUGGAUGGUAGACAGGGAUGGCAAUAUGUUUGACAUUUCUGUUUGAUGACAUGUGUGCGUAGUUGGAAAGCUAUGUUGAAUGUUUAUACGUUUUAGGUUUGAAUAAUAGCUUGGAUGCUACAGAUAGGUUGGUGAGUGUGUUUGGGGUCAUUUAUAUAUGAUAAAAAUAUGAUGGUGUUUGUAAAGUGGCAAGACUUCUCGAUUGGUUUGAUAAAGUUGCGUAGGCUGAUUUGAGGUAAACUACGGGUUUGACUGAAUAAAACGAUGAUAGAAACGGCGGAUAACAUCCAAAAAAUGAGUAUGCAUUGUGAUUUUAGUAACAUAAAUUCAUAAGUCUUGUCAUUUACAUACACAAGUAUCCUCUUAUGUAACGUACAUUAUGUAUAAAAUUAUUAAUAGCACUCUCAGAUUUUUAUCCAAAAUCGGAUAUUUGCAAUAUUUGUGUUAAAAAAAUGCUGACUGCUUUUGGGGUUUUAAUAGGUUUUCUUUGUUUUUUAAGACUAUGCAUUUAUUCCAGAGUGUUGGAAAUAA
This is a messenger RNA of Plutella xylostella (diamondback moth), 4470 nucleotides long. The record is from RefSeq and is a predicted model, not a curated record. Lineage: Eukaryota; Metazoa; Arthropoda; Insecta; Lepidoptera; Plutellidae.